CCAAAAAUAGCCUAGUAUUACCUUACAUCACCACCAAGAUACCAACACCCAAGAGCGCAGUUAUGGCCCUCCAAGGAGAUAAUGUUGUUGUUUCUGCGAGGAAGCUUGAGAGAAUGUUUAGCAUGAAAGGUGGCAAAGGAGAAGCAAGUUAUGCAAACAACUCACAAGCUCAGGCUCAACACGCUCGAUCCAUGCUUCACCUGCUAGAGGGAGCCCUGGACAGUGUGCAACUAGAGUCGCCAGAGACUCCAUUUGUGGUAGCAGACCUGGGGUGUUCAUGCGGUGGUAACACCAUCUACAUCAUGGAAGUCAUCAUCAGACAUAUAACCAAGAGAUUUGAAGCCAUGGGAUGUGAACCCCCCGAGUUCUCGGCCUUCUUCUCCGACCUCCCUUCCAAUGACUUCAACACUCUCUUCCAGCUUCUUCCUCCCUUGGCCAUUGACGGGGGUAGCAUGGAAGAGUGCCUAGCUGCCAAGGGCCACCGCUCUUACUUUGCCGCCGGUGUCCCUGGUUCAUUUUACCGCCGGCUCUUUCCGGCUCGCUCCGUUGAUGUCUUUCACUCUGCGUUUUCCCUGCACUGGCUCUCUCAGGUACCGGAGAUUGUGAUGGAUAAGAGAUCAACGGCGUAUAACAAAGGAAGGGUUUUCAUCCACGGUGCGAAUGAGGCCACAGCCAAUGCAUACAAAAAGCAGUUCCAGACAGACUUGGCAGGGUUCCUGAGAUGUCGAGCGCUUGAGAUGAAGAGAAGUGGCUCCAUGUUUCUGGUUUGUUUGGGAAGAACCUCGGUGGACCCAACCGACCAGGGUGGUGCCGGCCUACUCUUUGGGACCCACUUUCAGGACGCUUGGGACGACCUUGUCCAAGAGGGGCUAGUAGACGCAGAGAAACGUGACAGCUUCAACAUCCCGGUUUACGCCCCAAGCCUACAGGACUUCAAGGAGGUAGUGGAAGCGGAUGGGUCGUUUGGCAUAAACAACCUGCAGGUAUUCCGAGGAGGAAGCCCGCUUGUGGUAAACCGACCCGACGAUGCGGCGGAGGUGGGUCGAGCCCUAGCAAAUAGUUGCAGGAGCGUGUGCGGGGUACUGGUGGAUGCACACAUUGGAGACCAACUAAGUGAUGAGCUGUUUGCUAGACUUGAACGCCGAGCCACCAGCCAUGCCAAGGACCUGGUGGAGAAGGUACAGUUCUUUCACAUAGUUGCGUCCUUAUCCUCUGUUGCAUAGACAUGGCCAAGAAAAAAGAGAGGCACAGCAAGCUCACAAAAGAGAAGGCAAAAGCAAGCUUUCAUGGCUGACUACUUUUUUUUUUUUUUUUUCCUUUUGUGAGUGUGGAUGUGUGUUGUGUCGUUGCUGACUCUGUAGUACUUGAUGCAUUUGUGUUUUUAUGUUCCCUGGAAUACAAGCUAGAAGUAAACAUCUCCUCUUUCAUUUCCUCUAGUUUAUUAUUAUGUCUAUAUAUGUGAAGGUACAUUGAUGAGGCCC
Nelumbo nucifera (sacred lotus) is the source of this 1481-nucleotide messenger RNA. RefSeq names its product indole-3-acetate O-methyltransferase 1-like. The record is from RefSeq and is a predicted model, not a curated record. NCBI's taxonomy places the organism in Eukaryota, Viridiplantae, Streptophyta, Magnoliopsida, Proteales, Nelumbonaceae. Gene Ontology annotation, molecular function: methyltransferase activity.